Molecule: messenger RNA, 3437 nt
Organism: Melospiza melodia melodia
Lineage: Eukaryota; Metazoa; Chordata; Aves; Passeriformes; Passerellidae
Exons: 3
Coding region: 1141-2481 (446 amino acids)
Source: RefSeq, a predicted model, not a curated record
CAUUUAUUAUAAUGGCUAAUAGCUUCUGAAAAAUAAAAGAAUUAAAAGACACUCAAAAUAUAUCAAGGGAAUUGCAGCAGUUAAUAAAUAACCUAAAAUACACUUUCAGGAAGAACUUUGAUCAGAUAUUUAGAUAAGGCAAUGUAAAACACACUCACAAUAUUUGGAUAAGGUAAUCUAAAAUACACUCCCAGAAGAAACUUUGGAAUUAGAGUAUUUGAAGAAACAGAAGUGGAAGCCAAUAUGUUAAACUGACCUGCCAAGCCGCUAGGAUCAAGCCAAGUACAACAGUAACUUCGGCCAAGCCAUGGAAAAACAUGCCAAAGAUAACAGGAAGAAGUCCAAAUUAGGAAAAGCUUAAAAUUUAACUAAGGAAAACCAGGAAUUCGCGGAAGACACCGCCUGCCUAUGAAUAUGCAUGUAAUAAAUGAUGUAAUCCCUGUUUAAAAUUGUAUAAAAACCCGCUUUUGCUGUACAUGAUUUAGAAAUCCAUUUUAUGAUUUCUCCGACGCGUCGUAAUAAAAUUCCUCCUGCUUAUCUGACUUAGACUGAGUCUCUUAAGCAGUUAUUCUCGCCUUUUUGGGGCAAAAUUCGGCAUCAUUUUCUGGCGACCCAGAUGGGACCAGACAGGAGAUCCAGGCCUUGAGGGGUCCUCCCCGAGCCGGGUCCGGGGUCGGGACCCUCUGGCGCCCCUGACUAACUUUUGUCAGAAGAGACUCCUCCCCCGGACCAGUGCUUUCGGUGGACGAAGAGUACCCUGCAUCUCCUGCUCCAAUUAAGAGGAAACAUCUUGUCGCUCUCUCUGUAAUGUUUUAGAAGAGAAUAAGUUGAUAGACGUCUGGGAAGAAAUUUGUCACCCCCCUGCAAUUGUUAUACUGUCUACAGUUGUGAUUGCAUGAGUUUGGCAAACCGGUAUCUCGCGGUCUGUAGGCGACCUCUCGUGACCAAACCUGGUAAAACAGUCCGUUCUGAUAUAGACCAUAAGAAUCUUUUAGGAAAACCCCUACAAGAAAAGUGGGAGGGACCUUUCCAAGUGCUGCUGACUACCUUCACCGCGGUUCGGAUCAAGGAGCGACCUACGUGGAUCCAUUACUCACGAGUCAAGAAAGCUCCGGAGAAUAAACAAGAGGAGCAGACAUCAUGAUCCUGACUCCACCGCAGAUCUUCACAACCCUGAUCAUUGGACUAAUGAUAAGUAUAGUUCUUCCCCAAGGCUCUGUCUCAAUAGACCCAUGGUCUAAUGCACACCAGUGUAUCCACCCGGAGUUGGAAACGGGACCGAAGGGGCCCUACUUUGAGGUUUAUGCCUUACGUAACAAUCAGCCAUAUGCGAGUAAAGUAUGGGAUCAGCCCUCCAUGGUAGCGUACGAGGGAGACCAAAUCCAAAUUGGGUGUCGAGAGCUUGACCCAAUAGAAGGAAAAACAAGGCGGCUAGUAUUAACAAUUCAACCCUUGAUGGCAGCCUCUGAACACAACCUAAUCACCUUUAGUCCAGUGAAAAUGGGGAAACCCACUGUCUGGAUUCAGCAAAAGGGCCCAAUUUCAUGCCAGUGGAGUGACUUUAGGGAAGAUCCACCCGGAUCACAACCCCAAAAUUCAGUAGUUUAUAGAAAAGAUCCGCUUGGGGAACUACAUCCUGAAAACAUAACCCUUGACUUACACCCUCUUCUCUUUUCUGCGGGAAAGAUUGUAGCAUCUAAUGGUCCUGAGGAAGGGAGAGCACAGUGUGAGAUGGCAUUUAGAUUGGAUCAGUCAAUGACGUUCACAUGUGAAAGGGAGCUGAAAGCCCUGGAAAUGGGUUUUGGCUUCCCUAAGCGUGCUGUCGCAUACAAGGUAGCAUUACCGGAAGACGUGAUUCCAUUGUAUCCAGAUCUAGACUUGCCCCAAGAAACCACUCCACCGGUGGUAUGUAAAGUAGUACAUAACCUAGCCUUUAUAGGGCCUCAGGUGAUAAGAAAAUCUGAUGAACAAAAAUUAUUGUUAGACCCCACUUAUUCCCUGAAAAAGGUACAGAUGAACUUCCACACCGAUAUUACGUAUUUGCAGAAGGACUGCCAACCAUUUAUACAGCAAAGCCUUAAGGGAUGGAAUGCAUGGCUAGCAACAAGGUCUCAUCAUAGAAGAGCACAAAGAGAUUUGAGUGGGUGGAUUGGCACUGGAUUUGGUAUAUUAAACACGAUAGAUCAAGAAGUAUUAGUGAAUAAAUUAAGUACCGUCACGUCGAACUUAGGAAAACUAAAAAUGCCCCUCAGUUCAUCCAUGCUUACAUUAGCAGAAACACAAUCGCUAGUAGCAAAAUUGCUAACCAUGGUAGCAAACCACACUGAAGAGGAUUUUUUGAAGUUCGCUAACUAUACAGGGGAACUUAGCAAGGAAAUUGCACUAGCUAUCCAGUGCCCUCAGACACAACAAUGGGUACAAUCAGUAGCGGCAGGAAUACUGAGAGAAGGAACAAAUAGGGAUGGACAUCGAAGUUCUUAAAGCAAUGCUCACACAUCCUAAAGUAAAGGAAUUGAUACAAAAGGUAAAUCAAACAACCAAAUGAAUGGUAUGGCAGGUAGAACAUAAUUCAGAAAAGAUAAAGAAUGUCCUGACUAAAGUAGAACGAGUAGGCCAGCAUCAUUGGUGGGAUAUCUUUGUGGGAUAAUCCCCAACAGCUACACAAGUCUUUAACUAUCUGGUGCACCCAACGCUAAUAAUAAUCAUAGUUCUGUUACUAUUAACUCUCACAAAUAUUUGUAUGUGGUGGAGACUGAGAAUCAUAAUGAAAAGAACCCAAAUGAUCUGGGCUAUAAUACGAGCAUAUCAGCGCCCUACAGGGUUAGAAUUUGACGAAAGAAUUCGUAAGUUAUAAGAAAAGGGGGGAAUGAAGCCAUUUAUUAUAAUGGCUAAUAGCUUCUGAAAAAUAAAAGAAUUAAAAGACACUCAAAAUAUAUCAAGGGAAUCGCAGCAGUUAAUAAAUAACCUAAAAUACACUUUCAGGAAGAACUUUGAUCAGAUAUUUAGAUAAGGCAAUGUAAAACACACUCACAAUAUUUGGAUAAGGUAAUCUAAAAUACACUCACAGAAGAAACUUUGGAAUUAGAGUAUUUGAAGAAACAGAAGUGGAAGCCAAUAAGUUAAACUGACCUGCCAAGCCGUUAGGAUCAGGCCAAGUACAACAGUAACUUCGGCCAAGCCAUGGAAAAACAUGCCAAAGAUAACAGGAAGAAGACCAAAUUAGGAAAAGCUUAAAAUUUAACUAAGGAAAACCAGGAAUUCGCGGAAGACACCGCCUGCCUAUGAAUAUGCAUGUAAUAAAUGAUGUAAUCCCUGUUUAAAAUUGUAUAAAAACCCGCUUUUGCUGUACAUGAUUUAGAAAUCCAUUUUGUGAUUUCUCCGACGCGUCGUAAUAAAAUUCCUCCUGCUUAUCUGACUUAGACUGAGUCUCUUAAGCA